Talaromyces stipitatus ATCC 10500 is the source of this 834-nucleotide messenger RNA. RefSeq names its product TOR signaling pathway protein TipA, putative. Gene Ontology annotation, biological process: TOR signaling. The transcript is spliced from 3 exons. Gene Ontology annotation, cellular component: cytosol. Bases 1 to 834 code for a protein of 277 amino acids. Lineage: Eukaryota; Fungi; Ascomycota; Eurotiomycetes; Eurotiales; Trichocomaceae. The record is from RefSeq and is a predicted model, not a curated record.
AUGGCAGCCGAUUCUUCGUCAGCUCAAUGGUCAUCACCAAACGUCGAGGUCAAGAUGCAUCCACGACCGCAGACUUUCUCUAGGAAAGGAUUCACAAUUACGACGCAAAAACUGCCCAUACUCAAGGCCGGCCCUAUCGAAGAAAUGACAAACAAACUGGGCAUCACCCCUCCAGAAAUGAUAUUCGGCGACAACUUCGUAGCAAUUGAGCACAAUACCAGCGGAUGGGGUAUAGGAUUCAAUGCGUUCGAUGCUUUAGACAGAGUCGACAAGACUGGCGCCGCAAUGCUUAAAGUUGCAUACUCGAAAGAAUGGCAAAAGAGCAGGGAACACACCCACGACGGAAUAAAAGAGGUCGUGAAGCCUUUCGACUGGUCUUACAGUACCGACUAUAAAGGAACUAUCAAACCCGACGCCGCAGCCCUCAGUCCGUCCGAAGUUGAGAUUCCAAUUGAACUUCUCAAACGACCAGACCCAAUUCUUUUCUUCGAUGAUGUGAUGCUUUACGAAGACGAAUUAGCUGAUAAUGGUAUAUCCAUGCUAUCUUGCAAAAUCCGUGUUAUGCCUGAUCGCCUCCUUUUACUUGCUCGAUUCUUUAUGAGACUGGACAACGUUGUCUUUAGGCUGAGGGAUACCAGGGUAUACGUGGAUUUUGAUAAAGCCGAGGUGAUUAGGGAUUACCAGGCUCGAGAGAUGGGCUAUGAAGAUGUACGAAAGGCCCUAGCCAGCGGUCGCGAGGACAUUGCGGCAGUCAUGAGGGAUCCAAACAGACUUUCUCAAAUUUUACCAAUUGUUGAACAUUCUCUGGAGCGGACAGUACUCUCAUCUCAAUAA